Molecule: messenger RNA, 2754 nt
Organism: Saprolegnia parasitica CBS 223.65
Lineage: Eukaryota; Oomycota; Saprolegniomycetes; Saprolegniales; Saprolegniaceae
Exons: 8
Coding region: 22-2718 (898 amino acids)
Biological process (GO): phosphatidylinositol-mediated signaling; phosphatidylinositol phosphate biosynthetic process
Cellular component (GO): cytoplasm; membrane
Molecular function (GO): 1-phosphatidylinositol 4-kinase activity
Source: RefSeq, a predicted model, not a curated record
CUUCUUUUGGCGGAGGCAGAGAUGGUAGCCUCGUCGUCGGUCGAGACCGUCCCCGGAAGCAUCGAGACGGGCGACGCUGCGUACGUGUACAAGGGACACCUUGUGCUCUCGUUCGACGAUGAGACUGCGCCGUCGCAUGGCAGCGUGUGCUGCUGGCUGCGCCGGUCGGGCGCGCUCACAUGGGCGGCGCCCGGGCAGGACGUCCGCGUCCUCGACUGCCAGCUCGCGUUCGCCGACGACAAGGACUUUCUCAACGAGCGCUUCUUCCUCUCGACGCCAUCCGGGCAGCUCGUGACGGCCACGACCAAGUCCGCGGCCGACCGCGACGCGUGGCUUCUCGCGCUCCAGCUCGUCCUCGAGAAGCGCGCGACGCCGAGUCCAGCAAUCGUCGAGACAUCGCUGUCGCAGCGCACAGCCAGCGCCGAUGCGAUCCUCGCACGCUUCCGCGACUGGCACAACCUACUCGCACUGCAGGCGAACGACCCGUUGGGACUCUUCAAGGAGACGCGCCAUUGGAGCCGGCUCGGGGCCAAGGACAAGGCUGCGUACUACGACUUGCAGGCGUACAUGGAUGGCGGUGCCAUCGACGUCUGCAGCCUCGUCGCGGGGCUCUACACGUACUCGACGUCGCCGUUCCUCUUUGUCUCGACGCUCGCGCAACUGGCGGUCGUCGCCGAGUCGGACGUGGCGCAUCUCGGGAUGUACUGGCCGCAGAUUCUGCACUGGGGCUUUGCCCACCUCGCGUCGUGCCAGUCGAUGGCCAUGCAGCUCUUCUACGUGCUCUUCCUCGCCAGUGUCGGGCGCCGAUCCACGGUACUGGCGCUUCGGACGCAUUGGGACGCAGUCGCCGCGCGCACGGACGGCGCCAAGGCUCACGACGACGACGCCAGCUUUGGAGCGUCGCUCAUGCAGUUUUACGGUGUGUACGUGGGGCUAAAUGCGACGGCGUCGACGACCGAGAUGGCGAGUCUCGUGCUUGGGCCGACGACGUCCGACCACGACGCGAUGCAGCUGCUCGACCAGUUGCUGCAUACGACGCAGGCGCUGCGAUUGCACUCUCGGUCCAGUUCCGUCUUUGGCGCGUGGCUCGGAGCUCUGACACUUUCCGAUGUUGCUGCCGUGGCGACCCACCUCGACGCCAACCGGUUCCUGCCACCCUUUCCCGAUGCAUCGAGCCCGAUAGCGUCCGAGCCGGUGCCGGAUCUCCGCCGCAUGCUCGUUCUGCCGGGCGACGACGACGAGGCGUUUUUUGCCGACCUCGACGACGUCCUCGCCGAGAUGCCACCCGAGAAUGACGCGGCUGAUGCAUUGGACGUGUUUAGCGACACGGUGCACCUCGUCCAGUCGCUCGUCGUCGCGUCGCAAAACUUCAAGCGCCAGUUCAAUUCCGGCAAAGACCGGAAGGCGCAUCUCCCACACGUGCUUUCGCGGCUGAGCCUGCCGCUCUCCGUGCACGACGACACGCAGAAGCGCGUCCGAAGCAUCGUGCCCACGGAAGGCACCGUGUUCUCGACGAAAGCCCGGGCGCCGACAAUGGUCUUCUUUGAGACGAUCGCGGUCUCCGAGACAACGACGGCGCGUCAUCGAUCCGACCCGGUGAAUGACGCAGCGCCGACAUCGUACCUCCUGGAUGCAUUUCUGGACGCGGACCUCGGGCGCGACCGUCGAUUGUCGGUCGCCGGUCGCAGCCACAGCCGAAGCACGCCCCGUCCGAGUGAAGACUGCAUUGGCGUUGAUCGGUCGUUUGUGUCGGACUGUCCGGUCGCCCUCAAGCUCCUAGAAGGCGAGGAUGACAACGAUAGCAGCUGCAACAACAGCAAGACGAUGAUGGUGGUGGUGGCAGAGGCCAACCCAGCCGCGACAGAGUCGUUUCAGGAGAAGCGCACGCGGCUCCAAGCGCAGAGCCUCCACCGCUCGGAACUGGGGUGGGACCUUGUGCCGGUCAUUGCCAAGAGCUUUGACGACAUGCGUCAAGAAGUGUUUAUCAUGCAGCUUUUGCACAUCUUUCUCGAGUGCUUUCGCGAGACGGAGCUCUUGCUGCGCCCGUACACCAUUCUCUGCUGCGGCGACGACUGCGGGCUCAUGCAAGUCUUGCUGGACGCCGACUCGGUCUCGGACGUCAAGAAGCGUCAUCCAGGAGUGUCUCUCGACGCCAUCUUUGCGGCGCGGUACCCGACCCGCGAGCGGCUGGCGGUGGCCCGAGAUAACUUUAUUCGGUCCAUGGCCGCGUACAGUCUCUUUUGCUACAUUCUACAAAUCAAGGAUCGCCACAACGGCAACGUCAUGCUGCACGUGGACGGCACAAUUCUGCACAUUGAUUUCGGCUUUGCGUUUGGAAUUGCUCCGGGCGGUCGUUUUAGCUUUGAGCGAGCGCCGUUCAAGCUCACGGAAGAAAUGGUGCUCACCAUGGGCGGCAAGGAAAGCCCGGGCUACCAGCGUUUUCUGCGGCUCCUCGGCGACGGUCUUUUGGCCCUCCAGCACCACGCGUCUCGCAUCUUGGCGCUUGUGAGCAUGACAGCCCGAAAGUCGCCGUUUCCGUGCUUUGUGGGGCAAAACGUCCUGCUGCUCCUCCGCCGGCUACAAGAUCGCCUCUGUGUGGGCGCGUCCGAUAGCGAUGUUCGGCUCCACGCUCAGCGACUGGCCGACCAGAGCUGCAACAGUCUGCGCACCCGUCUGUACGACCGGUACCAGUACCACUCGAACGGGUAUGUUAGUUGAUUUCUUUAUGAAUAUAUGUAUAUUUACCGAUGGACA